Molecule: messenger RNA, 735 nt
Organism: Mytilinidion resinicola
Lineage: Eukaryota; Fungi; Ascomycota; Dothideomycetes; Mytilinidiales; Mytilinidiaceae
Exons: 4
Coding region: 1-735 (244 amino acids)
Source: RefSeq, a predicted model, not a curated record
AUGGCGGCCGGCGCCACCAGCUUCAAACCACGGACGAUAGCUAAGACAGCAGCUUCUAUGUACACAGACCACCGCAAUCUUCGUCAAGACCAGCUUACCGCAUUACUCGUAGCCUAUUUCUCGCACCUUGCCGACGAGACACGUCCUCUUGUCGAUGACGCUGAUGAGAUGGCCGCCGCCACCGUCUUCGCCCGGAGCCCGCCCACAUCAACACCAUUCACGAAAGCCAGAAAGCUCUCCAGAUUCGACAGCCACCACACUGACUGGUUCCAAGGCGACGAGACCGCCGACAACGAGCUCUACCCUUCCUCCAAACCGCACGCCACACCUGAGACGAGAGGACGAGAGCUUCCGUACGAUGCUCCAGGCCAUCAUGUCUACCCUCCCAAGGUCGACGACCGCACCGAUAAGCCCGCGGCCGUCCAUACAUUGCCCGGGUCAGCGACCGCGCCGAUGAUAAAUGUUUACGUCUUCUUCCUAAAUCUCGAAAAGAAACACAUACCUUCACGCCCACUCCUGCAACUCAACGGGCUCCUCCACCCCCUCCGCCUACUCGACCGCCUCCCGCCGACCCCAAUUGUUCCACAUCUCUCUCACAAACGCGAAAACCGCCGCGAAGGCCUCCGGCCCAAGCCACAGGUACAGAAUGGCCAGAGCGGCCAGUACGCAGAGCAACAUGACGCCUUGGAUGAUGAGGACUACUUGGAUGAUGUCGGACCAAGACAUUUUGAUUGA